AAGCAUGAGAGGCCGGAGGCGUACAGAGGAAAGGUAGCUCCAACUUCCAAGAGUUGGUUACAAAGAUAAUCAAAUACGUAACGAAUGAAGCAACUCCCUUGUCCCAUGCCAUCACGCCUAUACCACUCACCUCCACUCUUUCCUGGUUCUUCCCAAUCCCAUGAGAGAGAGAGAGAGAGAGAGAGAGAGAGAGAGAGAGAGAGAGAGAGAGAGAGAGAGAGAGAUUCUGAUCCCAUAUUGUCCCCAUCAUGGCUACUCCCUCCCCGUACGUAGUAGACGACUGCCGGGGUGUUCUCCAAGUUUUCAGCGACGGUUCGAUCACCCGGUCCGCCAAACCCAGCUUCAACAUCCCGGUCCACGACGACGGCUCAGUCCUAUACAAGGACUCCCUCUUCGACCCGACCCACGACCUCCACCUCCGACUCUACAAGCCGGCUCAGCCCCCCUCCGGUCACAAGCUCCCGAUCCUCUACUACAUCCACGGCGGAGGCUUCUGCAUCGGCUCCCGCGCCUGGCCCAACUGCCAGAACUACUGCCUCCGGCUCGCUUCGGACCUCCGGGCCGUGGUCGUCUCCCCCGACUACCGGCUGGCUCCCGAGAACCUGCUCCCGGCCGCCGUGGAAGACGGCUUCGCGGCCGUGAAGUGGCUCCGGGAUCAAGCCGAGUCGGAGGAGCCAGACUCGUGGCUGGCUGACGUGGCGGACUUUAGCCGGGUGUUUAUUUCAGGCGACUCGGCUGGUGGGAAUAUUGCCCAUCAUUUGGCUGUUCGGCUCGGAGCCGGCUCGACCGAGUUGGGGCCGGUUCGGGUUAGGGGGUAUGUGCUUUUGGCACCUUUCUUUGGUGGAACGGUUCUCACGAGGUCUGAGGCUGAAGGGCCAACAGAUGCUUUUCUCAAUUGGGAACUCAUUGACAGGUUUUGGAGGCUAUCGAUACCAGUUGGAGAGACUACAGAUCACCCACUCGUGAACCCAUUCGGACCGGCUAGCCCUCCUCUCGAACGACUGGACCUUGAUCCGAUUCUCGUGGUGGUCGGGGGCGCUGAUCUACUGAAAGACAGGACCGAGGACUACGCGAAGAAGUUGAAAAGUUGGGGAAAGAAGGUGGAGUACGUGGAGUUCGAAGGGAAGCAACAUGGCUUCUUCACCAUUGAUCCUAACUCACAUGCCGCGAAAGAGUUGAUGCUAAUCAUCAAACAGUUCAUCGCUGCGAAUUCCAGCUAAUGCAAAAUAGGAAGGAAAACAAGAACUUGUUUCACUGCACAUGCAGAUGUUUGUUUGGAGCUCUUUCUCCCAUGUUAAUUUGUUUAGUUUCCUCCUCUUAUGCAAUUUGGGAAUUGGUAAGUUUGGAAGGAAGAUUGGACAUGAAAUGCAUUUGGAUCGACUGAUCAAUACAAUUAUCAAGUUCCUCGAACCAAAUCGGAUUCGAUUCCAAUUACGAGAAAUUAACCUUUUGAUGUUCAA
Messenger RNA from Rhododendron vialii, 1460 nucleotides. RefSeq names its product probable carboxylesterase 15. The record is from RefSeq and is a predicted model, not a curated record. Lineage: Eukaryota; Viridiplantae; Streptophyta; Magnoliopsida; Ericales; Ericaceae. Gene Ontology annotation, molecular function: hydrolase activity. The coding region runs from base 249 to 1220 and encodes 323 amino acids. The transcript is spliced from 2 exons.